Molecule: messenger RNA, 1558 nt
Organism: Hibiscus syriacus
Lineage: Eukaryota; Viridiplantae; Streptophyta; Magnoliopsida; Malvales; Malvaceae
Product: UDP-glycosyltransferase 74B1-like
Exons: 2
Coding region: 4-1395 (463 amino acids)
Molecular function (GO): UDP-glycosyltransferase activity
Source: RefSeq, a predicted model, not a curated record
AAAAUGGAAGACAAACAAAUCAAAGGGCACGUUGUAGUACUCCCGUACCCAAGCCAAGGCCACAUUAACCCUCUUCUCCAAUUCGCCAAACGUUUAGCCUCCAAAGGUGUAAAGGCCACACUGGCCACCACCCAUUACACCCUCCACUCCAUAUCCGCCCCUCACAUCGGUGUCGAACCCAUCUCCGACGGCUUCGACCAAGGCGGCUUUUCUCAAGUAGGGGACGUAGACUUUUACCUCAAGUCAUUCAGGGUCCACGGUUCUAGAACCCUGGCCGAACUCGUCGAAAAAUUCUCCAACUCCAACAUGCCGGUUAACUGCGUCGUGUACGACUCGUUUCUUCCAUGGGCUCUCGAUGUUGCUAAGCAGCAUGGGAUUUACGGGGCUGCAUUUUUUACUAACUCUGCCACGGUGUGUAACAUCUUUGCUCACAUUCAACAUGACCUGCUGGCUUUGCCACUCGAUCAUGCAACAAUGCCGUUGGUGUUACCGGGACUCCCGCCGUUGAACUCCCGAGACUUGCCGAGUUUCCUUAGGUUCCCAGAUAGCUACCCUGCGUAUUUGGCCAUGAAGUUGAGUCAGUAUUCGAAUUUGAAUGAAGCGGAUUGGGUUUUUGGUAACACCUUCGAAGAACUCGAAGGAAAGGAAACAAUAGGGGUAUCAGAGAUUUGGCCAGCCAAGUUGAUUGGCCCAAUGAUCCCAUCGGCUUACUUGGACGAAAGGAUCAAAGGUGAUGGAGGGUACGGUUCGAGUUUAUGGAAGCCACUCAGCGACGAGUGCAUUGAAUGGCUCGAACCAAAACCAUCUAACUCGGUCGUCUACGUUUCAUUCGGAAGCAUGGUCUCAUUAUCAGAGGAACAAAUUCAAGAGAUCGCAUGGGGUUUAAAGGAGAGCAACAUGUAUUUCCUAUGGGUAGUAAGAGACACCGAGCAGCGAAAACUGCCCAAAUGGUUCAUAGACUACUCGAGUCGACAAAAGGGCAAGGUCGUAACAUGGUGCAACCAGCUUGAAAUGCUGGCACAUCGGACAGUGGGGUGCUUCGUGACACACUGCGGGUGGAACUCAACCCUAGAAGGGCUGAGCCUGGGUGUGCCGAUGAUCGGCAUACCGAAAUGGACCGAUCAAUUGACCGACGCUAAGUUUGUCGAGGAGAUUUGGGAGAUCGGGGUGAGAGCCGAGGAAGACGAGGAGGGUGUUGUGAGGAAAGAUGAGCUGAUGAGAUGCUUGAUGGAAGUGAUGGAAGGGGAGAGGAGCAAAGAGAUGAAGAGAAACGCUAAGAAAUGGAGGGAUUCGGCUAAGAGAGCGAUCGAUGAAGGAGGGAGCUCGGAUAAGUGCAUCAAUGAAUUUGUGGAACAUUUGAUGGCUUCUUACCACAACUUCAAUGGACAUUGCUAAACCAAAUUACUCAUCUCGACCGUCUUGUAUUGUGUGUUCUUUUUUCGUUUCAUUGCAUUAGUCAAUCAAAUUUGGACAAAAAUCUUAAACGUGUUGACCAUGUUUAGCAUGUUGUAUGAUGUUUCUUAUAUCAUUUUUGUGCUUCCAGGCAUUGCAUUUGGAA